Messenger RNA from Pyricularia grisea, 1035 nucleotides. RefSeq lists its product as uncharacterized. Gene Ontology annotation, molecular function: fructose 1,6-bisphosphate 1-phosphatase activity. The transcript is spliced from 3 exons. The record is from RefSeq and is a predicted model, not a curated record. NCBI's taxonomy places the organism in Eukaryota, Fungi, Ascomycota, Sordariomycetes, Magnaporthales, Pyriculariaceae. Bases 1 to 1035 code for a protein of 344 amino acids. Gene Ontology annotation, biological process: gluconeogenesis; fructose 6-phosphate metabolic process; fructose 1,6-bisphosphate metabolic process. Gene Ontology annotation, cellular component: cytosol; cytoplasm.
AUGGCGGACUCAAACAAUGGCCCGGAGACGGAAAAGGUCAACACCAACAUCGUUACCUUGACGCGCUUCCUGACUGAGGAGCAAGCAAAACACAAGGAGGCCACCGGAGACUUCACAUUACUGUGCCACGCCCUCCAGUUCUCCUUCAAGGCCAUCGCCUACUACAUCCGUCGCGCCACCCUAGUCAACCUGACCGGCCUGGCCGGCUCGUCCAACACGACCGGCGAUGACCAAAAGAAGCUAGACGUGAUCGGCAACGAUCUCUUCAUCGAGGCCAUGCGCAGCUCGGGCAAGUGCGCCCUGCUCGUGUCGGAGGAGGAGGAGGAGGUCAUCUUCUUCACCAAUGGCAACGGCGGGGCCCGUUACGCCGUGGCCUGCGACCCCAUUGACGGCUCGUCCAACCUCGAUGCCGGAGUGUCGGUCGGCACCAUCUUUGGCAUCCACAAGCUGGCCGAAGGUUCCACCGGCUCCAAGGAGGACAUCCUCAAGCCCGGUUCCGAGCUGCUGGCCGCGGGUUUCACCAUGUAUGGCGCCUCGGCCCAGCUCGUCUUGACCAUGAAGAACGGCAACGUCAACGGCUUCACCCUCGACAACGCCUUUGGCGAGUUCAUCCUGACCCACCCGGACAUGCGCAUGCCAAAGUCCCGCGCCAUCUACUCGGUCAAUGAGGGUAACUCGCUCUACUGGGAGGACCACGUCAAGGAGUACUUCAACUCGCUCAAGCACCCCCAGGACAAGAGCGGCAAGCCCUACAGCGCCAGGUACAUCGGAAGCAUGGUGGCGGACGCCUACCGUACCCUGCUCUACGGCGGCAUCUUUGCCUACCCGGCCGACAAGAAGAGCCCCAAGGGCAAGCUUCGUAUCCUGUACGAGUGCGCGCCCAUGGCCAUGGUUUUUGAAAAUGCCGGCGGCCAAGCUGUAGACAGCAACAUGAAGCGCAUGCUCGACGUUGUGCCAGAGCACAUUCAUGACAGGUCAGGUAUAUUUAUGGGCAGCUGGGAUGAGGUUGAAAAAGUAAAGUCCUACCACAAAUAA